UUAUUAGCAAUUCAGGGUUCUCUCUAGGCGUCCUGGUUCAUGGUAUAUGAUCGAUCUAAAGCCGGUGGUUUUGGAAACCGAAUACCAUGCUUCUGAUCUCCCAAACUGCUGCCAAAACUGCCUCUAGUUUUACUCUUGUGGUAUAAAGGAAGACCCUUCCUCGCAUCCAACACCAUCAAAACGAGAAACUCUUUGAUAUCGAUCUACUAAACUCUUUCCAAUUCCGAUCCAAUUCAAAGUGAAAAUUAAAGAAGUAUGAGUAAUAUUGCAACGUGCAGAGCUUGGAUGGUGGCGGCAAGUAUUGGAGCAGUGGAGGCCUUGAAAGACCAAGGGAUUUGCCGGUGGAACUAUCCUCUACGGUCACUUCAGCAGCAUGCCAAGAACAACAUCAGAUCCUACUGUCAGGCCAAGAAACUCGCCUCUCAGUCUUCUUCUGCCACGUCUGAUCAUGAUCAGAAGCUGAAGCAAUCUGAAGAGUCUUUAAGAAAAGUCAUGUACUUGAGCUGUUGGGGCCCUAACUGAUGCCCUAAAUUUCUUGUAUAUAUAUAUAUUUCGCCAAAUUUUGAAUCUU
Messenger RNA from Alnus glutinosa, 571 nucleotides. RefSeq lists its product as uncharacterized. The transcript has a single exon. The coding region runs from base 256 to 522 and encodes 88 amino acids. Lineage: Eukaryota; Viridiplantae; Streptophyta; Magnoliopsida; Fagales; Betulaceae. The record is from RefSeq and is a predicted model, not a curated record.